Fraxinus pennsylvanica is the source of this 447-nucleotide messenger RNA. The record is from the annotation of a GenBank genome assembly. NCBI's taxonomy places the organism in Eukaryota, Viridiplantae, Streptophyta, Magnoliopsida, Lamiales, Oleaceae.
AUGAGCCCAAUAUUGAUCGGAUUUUUUGGAAUCAUGGCUGGUGCUAUAAAUAUUGCAAUAUGCCAGUGUAUAUUUGUGUUACGGGAAUGCUUGUUAAGGCAUAGAAGAACAAAUAUUGCGAAUCAAAGCCAAACUAUGAGCAAUAUUGGACAAGAACAUGCCUCGAGUGCCACCAGCCUGAGCAAUUCAACAAUGCAAUUCAUCAUUACUUCGACUCACACUAGAGAAUCCGGACAUGAUGUUUGUGCUGUGUGUUUGAACGAAUUUGAGGAAGGCGAUGGAGUUAGAGUAUUGCCAAAAUGUACACAUACAUUUCAUAUAUCAUGUAUCGACAAGUGGUUGGAUAGUCAUCGUAAUUGUCCCCUUUGUCGUGCGGAUAUUAUGCUUCCGUCAGAUCAUCUCGUAAUUACAUUGCCAGAUUCCGGUGGUGCACCACCAGAGCUUUAA